Messenger RNA from Postia placenta MAD-698-R-SB12, 1521 nucleotides. RefSeq lists its product as hypothetical. Gene Ontology annotation, molecular function: monooxygenase activity; iron ion binding; heme binding. Bases 1 to 1521 code for a protein of 506 amino acids. Lineage: Eukaryota; Fungi; Basidiomycota; Agaricomycetes; Polyporales; Adustoporiaceae. The transcript has 12 exons. The record is from RefSeq and is a predicted model, not a curated record.
AUGCCUCCCAUGAUUUUGGCGGUCGCGUUCACUGCUUUUUGUAUUCUUCUGCUGGCCCGCCUGGCCAAGAGACGUUCCGUCGCUCUUCCCCCCGGCCCUCAAGGGUGGCCCAUCAUCGGGAACGCUCUGGACUUUCCUACAUCUCACCAAUGGAAGACGUUCGCGCAGUGGGGUGACAGAUGGGGGGACAUAAUGUCCGUCAGUCUCCUCGGACGAGCGGUGGUCGUUCUCAACUCGUUCCGCCUCGCUUCCGAGAUGCUUGAGAAAAAGAGCUCCAUCUAUUCCGACCGGCCCACAUUCGUCGUGGCCGGCGAAAUGGUCGGCUGGGACCACAUUGGUUCGCAGAUUCAGUACGGCCCACGUUUGCGUGAGACCCGUCGUCUCCUCUCUCAGUUUAUGGGGAGCCGUGAGAAGGCCUUGAAGUUUGCGUCCCAUAUCGAGGCUGAGACUCACCGGUUCCUGUCACGCGUCCUGUACAACCCCGAGACAUUGGUCGCACAAAUUCGCAAGACUGCAGCGUCUACCAUCCUGAUGAUGGCGUACGGGUACACUGUGCAGGAAGUCGAGGAUCCCCUCAUUCAGGUGGCCGAAAGGGCUAUUUCGGAUGCAUCGCAAGCACUCACCCCCGCUAAUUUCUUUGUCGACAUGUUUCCGAAACUCAGACAUGUGCCACAGUGGGUCCCUGGGUUUGGUUGGAAGAAGGGGGUCGCAAAGAUGGCAGAUACGCUCACCGAAAUGCGCGAGAUGCCGUUCGAAUUUGUCAAGAAACAACUGGCCAAUGGCACAGCCGCCCACAGCUUCACUUCGAAGCAUCUUGAAGGACGCUUGAGCCCAGAAAGGGAGCAGCUAAUCAAAGAUACAGCCUCCGCGUUGUACGUAGGCGGCUCAGACACUACCGUUUCCACGAUCGCUUCGUUUUUCUUGGCUAUGAUGCGCAACCCCGAGGUGCAGAAGAGAGCACAGGCGGAAAUCGACGCGAUCAUCGGAAACGAUAGACUGCCCACUCUAGCCGACCGUAAUGAUCUGCCAUACGUCAACGCGCUCUGUUCAGAGGUCAUGCGGAUGUGCCCGUCCGCUCCGAUAGCAUUCCCUCACGUCCUAAGCGAGGACGAUAUUCACGCAGGCUAUGCGUUGCCCAAAGGGACUAUGGUGAUCGCCAACAUAUGGAAAUUCGCUCACGACCCGAGAUUGUACAGCAACCCAUGGGAGUUCAACCCUGACCGCUUCAUCGCUACGGACAAGAAGCCCGCGGAGCAAGAUCCCCAUGACAUGGUCUUCGGCUUCGGGAGGCGGAACUGCCCGGGCAUGCAUUUUGCCGACGCAGCUGUCUUCAUGACCUGUGCGAUGUCCCUCGCGGUGUUCGACAUUACCAAGCCCGUAGUCGAUGGCGUGAUCAUCGAGCCUGCCGUAGAGAUGUCGAGCGGCAUCAUCAGCCAUCCGCUGCCGUUUCAGUGCUCCAUCAAGCCCAGGUCGGCCAAGGCAGAAUCGUUGAUUCUGAACACGAACGAGCUGCAAGCAUGA